Molecule: messenger RNA, 1923 nt
Organism: Danio rerio (zebrafish)
Lineage: Eukaryota; Metazoa; Chordata; Actinopteri; Cypriniformes; Danionidae
Source: RefSeq, a predicted model, not a curated record
UGUGGGCUGCGACCAGUGGCUCUUAGUAAUGCUAUUUAGGAGCAUAGCUGAAUUCUGAGGCUCAGAGUGUUUUAGUGUGGUUAUUGAAGGAGUUCGCGCAAAUUUCAUUUCCUCUCAGUCUUUUAGCAGCAGUCCGCGCGCGCGAAAGUUAUCGGCCAAGAUCACACGUGCGCAAAGUUUACGCAGAAAAGACAUGAACAUUCGGUCACUACUGUGCGUUUUCCUGUGGCUUGUAUUGAACAUUACCGGUCCAUUCAUCGCUGCUCUGGAGGAAGGAAACGUCUUGAACGGAGUCUUUGAUCAUUUUCUGGAGGAUCUAAGGGAUCUGUCAGAUGUCAAAAAACUCAACGUAAAGUUUUCUCUAAGAAAUCCGUCCCAACCAGAUGACGACGUCUGCUAUAUUGUACGUGGCAAAGCGGAAACUCUCAGCAGCUGCAACUUCAACCACACGUCAAAAACCAUUUUGGUUAUCCACGGCUGGACGGUGAGUGGACUGUUUGAGAGCUGGGUUGAGAAACUGGUCGCAGCGCUGUACAACCGUGAGAAAGAUGCUAACGUUAUCGUCGUGGAUUGGUUGGACACGGCACAGGAUCAUUAUGUGGUGGCGGCACAAAACACAAAGAUGGUGGGACGAGAGAUCGGACUCUUCAUAGACUGGAUAGAGGAAACAUCUAAUGUUCCUCUGGAGAACUUGCACCUCAUUGGCUACAGCCUCGGAGCACACGUUGCGGGUUUUGCAGGAAGUCACACUACAAACAAAAUCGGAAGAAUCACAGGUCUAGACCCUGCUGGACCAGAUUUUGAAGGGGUUCAUGCUCACGGACGACUGUCCCCAGAUGAUGCCCAUUUUGUGGACGUCCUGCACACAUUCACCAGAGGUUCUCUAGGUCUCAGUAUUGGAAUUGAGCAGCCGGUGGGUCAUGUGGAUAUUUACCCCAAUGGUGGAAGCUUCCAGCCCGGCUGCAAUUUGAGAGGAGCACUGGAGAAAAUGGCUAGUUAUGGAAUAUUUGCCAUAAAUAACGCCAUCAGAUGCGAGCACGAGCGGUCCAUCCACCUGUUCAUCGACUCGCUGCUGAAUGAAGAAGCCGCCGGCAGGGCCUACAGCUGUGGGAGUAAUGACAUGUUCGACCGCGGUGUCUGCCUUCAGUGUCGCAAGAAUGGCUGCAACACUGUGGGCUAUGACAUUAGCAAAGUCCGCAAGGCUAGAAGUGUCAAGAUGUUCACCAAGACACGGGGCUCCAUGCCGUUCAGAGUUUUUCACUAUCAACUGAAAAUCAACUUCGUUGGACAAAUAAACCAUUUAGAGAUGGAUCCGGCAAUGACAAUCUCACUUUAUGGUACCAUUGGUGAAACAGAAGAUCUGAAGCUGAGCAUACAAGAGAAGAUCACCAGCAAUAAGACUCACUCAUUUCUUGUCGUAACGGAGAAGGACAUCGGAGAUCUGCUGAUGCUGAAGUUAAAAAUGGAGGACUCCUCUUCCUCUUUACUCAAUCUGCUCUCGUCGUGGUGGUCUGGAGAUCCAACAGAUUCUGGUUUACGGGUCCAAAAAAUCAGAAUAAGAGCCGGGGAGACACAAAAAAAGAUGGUGUUGUGUUUGAAAGACCCCCAAACACCAGGUUUGGCUCAGGACUUUGUAUUUGUGAAAUGCAAGGAAUCGUGGAGGUCUUCAUCUAAAAGGUCCAAACUGAAGAGCCAUUGAAAUUAUUUAGGAGAUACUUUUCCAAAACACCUAUGUAUUUAUACAACUUAUUUAUUAUGAUCGCAAAUGCACUGACUGUACUGUAUUGAAUAUUUUUUGCUAUGAAUGUGAUUCAUGCACAUGGAUUGUAGACCUAUGUACGGUUGUAUGGUAUGGGCUUAAAAAGCCUCGAAAUGUGACGUUUAUUAAAUUAUAUUGGAUUUUUUUUGUAUUUCAACAUGUAA